Penicillium salamii is the source of this 924-nucleotide messenger RNA. Lineage: Eukaryota; Fungi; Ascomycota; Eurotiomycetes; Eurotiales; Aspergillaceae. The record is from the annotation of a GenBank genome assembly.
AUGGUCCCCUUGACACCUUAUUGCCAUGAGCUGGCCUCACCAGGCAUCUUCCAAACCGUUCUCUCCGUUCUAAUCAUCUUCGGCAUCCUGGUAUCAUAUCUCCCACAACACAUCCGAAUAAUCACCCGCCGAAGCUCCUUCGGAAUAUCCCCAUAUUUCGUCCUCCUCGGCGUCACAUCAGGCACCUCGGCCUUUGCAAACAUCCUCGUCUUCCCAUCCACCGCCCAAGAUGUAGCCUGCUGCCAGGAGAUCAGUGGAAUAGCAUGCUUCGCAGGCCUACUCGGCAUCGUCCAAAUGGCCACGCAGUGGCUCUGUUUCUUUUCAAUCCUCUUAUUAUUCGUAAUCUAUUUCCCACGAGCAACCUCCCCAACAGACCCCAUCAGCGCUGUCUCCACAUCAUCCAGCGCACCUACAUACCGCACCGCCCUAGUCGUGACAGGAAUCUGCCUACUACACGCCCUGGCAACAAUCAUCAUCUCGAUUGCAUUCGAGCUCCGCCAGCCAGCCGCUAUACCAGCCUGGGCAAACUUCCUCGGCAUCCUAUCUGCCAUUCUCGCCUCCAUCCAAUACCUCCCUCAGAUCUAUACUACGUUCCGACUCCAAUGCGUCGGCAGCUUGAGUAUUCCCAUGAUGUGCAUCCAAACACCAGGGAGUCUCGUCUGGGCCGCGAGUUUGGCAGCGCGGAAGGGGUGGAGUGGGUGGAGUAUCUGGGGAGUAUUGGUUGUCACAGCCUGUUUGCAGGGGACGUUGUUGACGAUGGCGAUCUACUUUGAGUACUUUGGGCCUAAUAAUAAAGGCGAGGCUGGGCGUGCUGAUCUGGAUGCUCCGAAUGGGUCUGGUAUUGAAGGGACCGGGACCGGGACACAUCCCCAGCCAUUGCCUGAUCGACCCUCUGAGGAAACACCGUUGCUUCAGAGCCAGUGA